GCUCUAAGGACCUUUCACUCACAAGCAAGCUAUCCAAUACUCGAUAAAGCACUCAGCACAUAUCCAAACUCUCGAGAAUAUCUCAUCAUCAAUAUCAACAUGGCCACUGUUUCUGCUGCUCGUUACGGAAAGGACAACGUCCGUCUCUACAAAGUUCACCGCGAUGAGAAGACUGGUGUCCAGACGGUGAACGAGACUACCGUCUGCGUUCUUUUGGAGGGAGACAUUCAAUCUUCCUACACCCGUGCCGACAACAGCGUUGUUGUGGCCACCGACUCGGUCAAGAACACCAUCUAUCUUCUGGCCAAGCAAAACCCCGUCACACCUCCUGAACUCUUUGGCUCCAUCCUUGCUACCCACUUCCCUGCCGAAUACGCCCAUAUCCACGCAGUACACGUCAAGAUCAUCACGCACCGCUGGACGCGCAUGGUCGUCGACGGCAAGCCGCACCCCCACUCCUUCUUCCGAGACGGCACCGAGACCCGCAACGUAGAAGUUUACUUCAAGCGCAAUGCCGGCAUCUCGAUCAAGUCUGGUAUCCAGGGUCUCACCGUCCUCAAGAGCACCGGCUCCGCCUUCCACGGUUUCGUCCGCGAUGAAUACACCACCCUCAAAGAGGUCUCGGACCGAAUCCUGAGCACCGAUGUCGACGCCGCCUGGGACUGGAAGGUAUUCCCCGACGUUGCCGCAGUUCGGGCUGUCAUUCCCGCGUUCGACGCCGCGUGGGAGGCCGCGAGACAGAUCACCAUGGACACUUUCGCAAAGGACUUCUCCGCGUCUGUUCAGGCCACCAUGUACAAGAUGAGCGAGCAGAUCCUGGCCGCCGUGCCACUGGUCGAGCACGUCUCGUACAACCUCCCUAACAAGCACUACUUCGAAAUCGACAUGUCGUGGCACAAGGGACUCCAGAACACCGGCAAGAACGCCGAGGUGUACGCACCGCAAUCCAGCCCCAACGGCCUCAUCAAGUGCACCGUCUCGCGGGCAAGCCUGACUCCCAAGUCGAAGUUGUAAAUUUAUGUACAGCCCCUAACUACCUAGAUCGCGUUUUCUUUUUCUUUUCGGGUGUUUUGUUUCUCUUCGGCCAUGUACCUAGAAUUUUGAUUUUGGUUUGGGAUAUG
Molecule: messenger RNA, 1121 nt
Organism: Tricharina praecox
Lineage: Eukaryota; Fungi; Ascomycota; Pezizomycetes; Pezizales; Pyronemataceae
Product: urate oxidase UaZ
Exons: 5
Coding region: 100-1014 (304 amino acids)
Biological process (GO): purine nucleobase catabolic process; urate catabolic process
Cellular component (GO): peroxisome
Molecular function (GO): urate oxidase activity
Source: RefSeq, a predicted model, not a curated record